GCAAUGCCAGCGCUUGCAAGCAGCUAGUUGUCGGAGGGGGAGGGGGAGAAGGGGCUAUAUAUAUUGCACAUGGCAGGCUAAGAGGCUGCGGCUGACGAGCACGGGGGAGUCGCUGCUUCCGCUGCUAAUGUGCCGUACAUAUAUAUCUAUAUAAUUCCAAAAAAGAAACUCACAUUCAUAACGGGGGGGUGGGGCAGGAAGAGAGGGCGAGCCCAGGCAUCGUUCUCAGCCAUCCACCCACCUCCCUGCCCACCCUCUCCAGCUCCCAGGCGCCUUGGAAACGGCAUUUGCGCGGCUCGCAGGGGGCUGGUUCAAAUCCAGGCGAGGGACUGAGCGCCUGUAGAGCCCAGCUCGGAUGCUGUUGCGGCUGGCGGGCAGGCAGGCAGACAUCUGUCGCCGGAUCGUCCUGAGAAGGAAGGCAGAAGAACUUUGAGCCAGCCGGCGGCGACGGAUCCGCUCUGGGUCCCGGCAGCUGUUGAGGCAGGGAGGGGUCCUCGAAGGAUCGCUGGAUCGCUACCUCUGGAUAUCUAUUGCUUUGGGACGGAGGAAAAAGGGAGGGACCCCGAUUUGCCAGCCUGGGAAACAGAAGCACCGCUAGACUCCGCAUGGGACCCUAACGCUCGGGAAUUAAGAGAUUUUUCCUUUCUUCCUUUUUUACAAUCACAAUCCAGGAGGCAUCACAUGGAGGCAGCCAAACCCCCGGGAGCUGCUGCUGCCCCCCAGCCGGCCGCUUGGAUCUCCGUCCCCGCGGCCCCGCCUUGCGCCCGCCUGCCCGGAUCUGCCGCUUUCCCCGGACCUUGAGCCCCGGCCGCUCGGCCCCCUCCCCCGGCGCCCCCACCUCGGCACGUGCCGGCUCUGACUCUGGGGGGCAGCUGCCGGCCGCGGCCCCCUCCCUGCCCACGUGCGGGACCCUGCUCCGGGGGCUCGGCAGCCUCCUCCCCUUCCCCUCGCGCCUGAUCGUGCGCCCGGGCGCCUGGCCGCCUCCUCCAGCCCCUGCCGCCGCUCGCCGCCUUCUCCUUCGCCGGUGGAUGCCGCCGGGAAGCGGGCGGAGCGCGCAGCCGGGGAGGGGGGCUGCCGCGGCCGCCGGAGUACAUGCCAGUGCCCUCUCCUCCUCCGCCUCCUCCUCCUCCUCCUGCGCUUCUUCUCCUCCGCCUCCUCCUCCUCCUGCUCCUCACCAGAAUGCUUUACUUCCAGAUGGUGAUCAUGGCAGGGACUGUGAUGCUGGCUUAUUACUUCGAGUACACGGACACCUUCGCGGUCAACGUGCAGGGCUUCUUCUGCUACGAGAGCGCCUAUCGCAAGCCUUACCCGGGGCCGGAGGAGAGCAGCGCCGUGCCCCCAGUGCUCCUCUACUCCUUGGCGGCGGGGGUGCCCGUUUUGGUGAUAAUUGUCGGAGAAACUGCCGUGUUUUGCCUACAAAUGGCCACGCGGGAUUUUGAAAACCAAGAAAAAACCAUCUUAACCGGAGACUGUUGCUAUAUAAAUCCACUCAUGCGCAGGACUGUCAGAUUCCUUGGUAUUUACACAUUUGGACUUUUUGCAACAGAUAUAUUUGUAAAUGCAGGACAAGUAGUAACUGGGAACCUUGCACCACAUUUUCUUGCACUUUGUAAACCCAACUACACUGCUCUUGGAUGUCAGCAGUUCACUCAGUUCAUCAGCAGUGCAGAAGUGUGCUCUGGAAACCCAGAUCUUAUAAUGAAAGCCAGAAAAACAUUUCCAUCCAAAGAUGCAGCUCUGAGCAUAUAUGCAGCGACAUAUUUGGCCAUGUAUAUCACCAACACAAUAAAAUCCAGGGGAACAAGGCUAGCAAAACCAGUCCUUUGUUUGGGCUUAAUGUGUGUGGCCUUUCUUACUGGUAUCAACAGAGUAGCAGAAUAUCGAAAUCAUUGGUCGGACGUGAUAGCAGGAUUUCUAGUUGGCAUUUCUAUAGCAGUGUUUUUGGUUGUGUGUGUGGUAAAUAAUUUUAGAGGUAGACAACCGGAAAAUGAACAUUCUCACAUGGACAAUCUGGCCCAGAUGCCUAUGAUCAGUAUCCCACGGGUAGAAAGUCCUUUAGAAAAGAACCACAUCACGGCCUUUGCGGAAGUCACAUGAUGUUGAAGCUGAUGUCUAUUCGCUGCACUGGACGUCGUCUCUUUUCACAGUUCACUCAUAAUAACUGAAACAUUUUGAAUAGAAGAGAAAAUAAAACUUUGUCUGCUUUUAAGACCUGAUUUAGCCACAUUAAAAUUUACUUCACCCUAUGAAGAAUCUGCCUGAAACGUCAAAAAAGUAUUUUUUAAAAAAGUAUUGCACCAUUUGGGUUGAAAUGGUGGGGGGAAAGAGUAUACCUGAGCAAGUUAUAUAAAUAUACCAGUUUUCUUCUCUGGGUACAUUUAUUAUUUUUUACUUAAUCACGUACAUAUCUGGUAGUUCACUGAUACAUCUAAUUGAGUUGGAAUUCUCAUUUUUUUAAAAAAAAAUACCGCAUGACACUUGUUUCCAUUCUGACAGAUUUCAGUGUACACAUUUUUCUAAACACAUCCUGUACUAAAAUGCCAUUUGCACUUCAUAUUAUACUGUAUUUCACAUACCACGUUUCUAUCUUAAGACUGGUGCUUCUGCUUUUGAAGAAAAACAAUGCCAAUUUUUACUGUAAUUAGUAUUGUAUGAUAAUUUUAAAAUGUAUUUAUUUGGCUAUUUUCCUGACUUCAUGUGGUUGAAUAGUUGAUUUUGUAGUUCUUGACUGUCUUCAAUGUGCCCCGUAGUUAGGAUUAGAAAUGAGAACAUUGUUGGCAUUGGGAUAUUCUAUGUUUUUUCUAGUAAUUAACAAUCCUUGCUGAAGGUUAAUGGCUCCAUUCUUAGGCCUGGCAUAUAUGUGUAUUUUCAAGUAAUGUGACUGCUGUCCACUGAUAGUUCUUGAAAGCUAAUGUGACGUAGCCAAAGACACAUUUCCAAAAGUGAUCUUAGAAUUUUAUUCAGCGUGCUUCCCAUGCCAAGGGACCAGAGCAUAGACUCUAUACCUAGGCUCCCCACCACUCUAAUUAAGAUCUCUCCCCAGCCCUUGUGUUGAAGUAGCAUCUACCUUAGAGACUAUCAGUGCCAUCCUAAUCAGAAUUAUACCUUUCUAAGUACAGUAACUUAAGUGGACUUGUAGAGGUCCAGCUCUGCUUGAGAUUGCAUUGUGAGAGUCUGAAUUAGAAAGGAAAUCUGCGGGUUUUUUUGCGGGGGGUGCUGUUGAAAGAAAGGGCUAGAAAGGGAGCUGGCCAUCACAGGCUCAUUGUGUUCCAUCUUAAAGAUGAUCAGGAGAGUGGGUCAGUACUCCAGUAACUGAUAACAUUGUUGCACCAGACAUGGGAUCUAUAGCAAGCAGUCCUCGGGUUUUUCUGCAUUUUAUUUCUGUUGUUUGUGUGCCUGUACUGCAUUGGGGGGCGGGGAUUUUUGGCAUGUGUUUUGCAAGCACUUUUAAAGUGUUUGUAAGAAAACCUUGGAGAAAUAACUAGAAAAUAUCGAAACGAUGACUGGGGGGAGCAAAACACAUAUGGAAAAUGAAAAAAACCAACACAGUAUAGGCACACAACCAACAAAUUAAUGUAUGAGGGGGGAAAGCCUUUGUCUUCUGUUUUCCCAGAAGUGAAAUAGAGCCAUUCUGCUGUUACCUGCUUGCUUCACGCAGGAUUUCUUGAUAGGUAAGGCAGUGCAAAUCUCUAUCCUGAAGCAAAAUCAAUCAUGAACAACUGUCCAGUUUUGUAGUAAUAUAACCCCGGUGACCUCUAACUGUCCAAAGAGCCCCAUCCAAAGGGGGGUGCAAAUCCACUCUUGGGGGCAGUGUGCCACCCAAUUGGCAGAUUCACCUUCCCCAGAGCACUUGCCCUGGCAGAGUGGCGAUCCUGCCAGCAUAUUUUGCCUUGGAUGCGAUCCUGCCACCUCUCCCCCCUCCCCCAUCACAUAAAACGCGGUGCUAAAUGCUGUGCCAGCAUCCCAGGACCCCUUCUACAACAACGGCUGUAGUGGAGGCAUGGCCAGCAGUUCCCUUCCAGCCUUUGCCAAUGUUGUGCUGGCAGGCCACAUUUGAGAAUUAAGCCACCGAAACAGUGGCAUAGGUCUGCUGCAGCCCACAGAAGCUUCUCAGCAGUGUGGGGGGCGGCGGCUUUUCGAGCCUCCCCCUACUGCUGGGAAGUCUUUUUGAGAGUGGCAGCCAGGCAUGACCAGGCACCUAGCUCUUGGAUGGGGCUGAAAGUCAGUGCAAGUUUUUAGUGAGAGGCAAGUAGUUCUUCUAAUCCAGGAGUCCCCAACAUCCACAGGCUCAAAAAGGUUUGGGACCCUGUUUUAAUCUGUAGUGAAACCAUAUUGUGUAGCUGUGGUGUUCAAUGUGAUGAGAAUCAGAUCUCCUUCUCUUGCACUCCAUUAGCCUGAUAUUUUCCUCUUAUCUUUUUUCAAACAAUAAUGGUAGUACCACUGGGGAAAUCUGCCUCUGAGAUCAAGAGGUGAUCUAGUUGCAGGUCAUAUUAGUUUUAGUUUUGUAGAGCACUAAUUACCACUCUUACUAAGGCAAAUAUCCUGAUAUGGAUUUGGGGCAGUCUUCUUAGUCUGUCGAUUUAUGGAGCAUUAUCCCUGGCCAAGCCAAGCCAAGCUUUAUUUUGACCCACAGUGUGAGCAUCAUCUUUCCUAUUUGCUUAAGCCACUCUUACAAAUUGGAUUAGGACUCUAACUUAAUGUUCUUUUCACAUUACCUUUCAAACAUCAUGGCAGCCAGAAUCAAGCUGAGUCAUAUUAUAGCCUGACACUGUAUGCCAGGAAUGUGUCUGUGUGUUUGUGUGUCCUGAUUUUAUUUUAUUUUGCCUUGGAUGUCACCUGUAAUGGUGACGGGCAUUUUUAAAAGAUUAAUAAAAGAUAUUCUUUAAAAAGACUAAUGAAAGAUAUUACCUAAAAGGGGGCAAGAAGUUUAACCAAAGUACUGUCAUCCUUCCAAUUAUUUAUUGUCUAUCUCAGGAAAAAAAUUUUCUGAUUUGUGAGGAAAGCAUGCAACAAGAGAAUAGGAGGAUACGCUGGACUAGUAGGUCUGCAAUUGUCCUUAUGUUCACAAAUGACUUAACUGCAUGGAUUGAGCAUCAAAUUUAAGACAGCUGCAAUAUUGUAUGACAAAAACUAUUGAUGGCCUAAUAGCACCUGACCAUCUGAGAGGUGACAGGUAUGCCUAAUUUUCAAAUGUAGUAUGCAAACUACAGCAUAUCUUGAGUAUUAUCCAGCUAAAAUUAAGCACUUUCAAAUUCUGUUGAUUAAUUCUGCCCCCUCCUGAAAUCAGUGGGAUAUGAAACUGCUUAGAUUCUUAAGAUCAUCUCCUUCUUUUCAUUUAUCACAUGCUGAGGCUCUACUAUUGAAAUGACAAUCUGCUUUUCCUAUGCUGCUGAAAUUAAACUUUGUAGAGCCCCACUACAGACAGAAAUACAAGAAAGAAUGCCACUUGUAUAAUGUAGGGUUAUUUGCAUGUUACCUGUUGCAGUUUCUUUGACAAUAGGGGAUAAAACAGCUAUAGUGUUAAUAGAAUACAUAUAUACAUUUCUUCCUAAUGUGACUAAAAGCAAUUAUUCUUAUGUGAUAUCUCAGUUUUACUACCUUCACUCAGCUCAGCACAGCAAGAUGAUAUCCUGAUCAAUAACAAGGCUGAGCUAUAACUUCAGUAGAAUCAAGUGAUGUUACUCAGAUUCGACUUGGCUGUUAAAAGACUACAUGUGAAGACAGAGGCGUAGUUAGGGAAAAUGGAGCUCUGGGCAAAAUCUGAGUUUUCUGCCCCCCCAUAUGGGCGGCCACCCACCCCCCCAACAACAAAAGAAUGUUUUUUUGCACCAGGUCAUCUCAAAGUCACCA
Molecule: messenger RNA, 5850 nt
Organism: Sphaerodactylus townsendi
Lineage: Eukaryota; Metazoa; Chordata; Lepidosauria; Squamata; Sphaerodactylidae
Gene: PLPPR5
Product: phospholipid phosphatase related 5
Exons: 6
Coding region: 1093-2097 (334 amino acids)
Biological process (GO): phospholipid dephosphorylation; signal transduction; phospholipid metabolic process
Molecular function (GO): phosphatidate phosphatase activity
Source: RefSeq, a predicted model, not a curated record